Messenger RNA from Pseudomassariella vexata, 726 nucleotides. RefSeq lists its product as uncharacterized. Bases 173 to 364 code for a protein of 63 amino acids. The record is from RefSeq and is a predicted model, not a curated record. The transcript has a single exon. NCBI's taxonomy places the organism in Eukaryota, Fungi, Ascomycota, Sordariomycetes, Amphisphaeriales, Pseudomassariaceae.
AUGAUGAAAGCUGCGUGACUACAUGAUGUGUUCCUUCUCUCGAAGCGGCAGAACUCUCCCCUUGUGGGCUCAAGUGGUUCUGUGGCGACGGAAGUUGGGAUCAUGAAAUAAGCGUUCGACACAUCAGGACCUUGUUAAAACAUCGAUCGCGAAAAGGCAACUCUGACUUAUCAUGAAGCUGGAAACGUCUGCAGCAAUUGGAGCGGCCUGGACUUUCUGUGUCCUUUGUCGCCUCACUAUCUCAGACUUGGAGAACCCCGCCCUACUAUUUGGCAAACUCAAUUCCAUGUCCUAUGCGUUCGUUUCAAAGAGCGACAGGUACGGCCAGGUCUCAGACCGGCUGACCUCGGACUCACAAGCGUGAGAUCUAGAGGCAUUGCCGCUAACUGUUUUCAUGGCAACUCACUGACCAGCUUGGACCGGUGAUGAUACCCACUGCAAAAGCGGACUCGUGUUGAUCCAUGAUCCCUGGUAAUCUCAUACCUAGUAUUCAGCUAUCCCAAAUUAAGCAUGAACCCGUCAUCUCACCUUCAACGUCAUUGACUGGUUCCGUCAUGGGAUGUCUCUCUGGUGUUAUUUAUGCAAUUCAUUUGGUGUUGUCCUAUUGUGAUAAAAGUCCUGCGGUCUAUUCUUGAAAAGAGUGUGUUUGGGCCACACGUGACUUGGGGCUUACCUAGCCUCUUGGAAGAGAGUAGCUAUAAUGAAAUUGAGUGUCAGACUCUGGGG